AUGACAUCUAAAUUUCAGCUCGACGAACGAGCUAACAUUGGUUUUGGAGAUGCGUCAAGUUAUGAUAAAUUCAGGCCCUCUUACCCACCUGAAGCAGUAGAGAAAUUACUCGCACACCUUGGGUUGAGUGGGGUGGAUGGUGCUCGAGUUGUUGAUUUGGCUAGUGGGACGGGAAAGUUUACUGAAUUGCUUGCCGGAAGGCCUGAGAAAUUUGAGAUUGUGGCUGUUGAACCCCAUCAGGGGAUGAGACUGGAGCUUGAGAAGAAAGAAUUGAAAGGUGUCAAGAGUGUGGAUGGCGAUGCUUGCAAUAUACCACUUGAGGAUGGAUGGGGAGACGCUCUCAUUGCUGCACAGGCGUUUCACUGGUUCGCGACAAGAGAUGCUUUGAAUGAAAUUCAUCGAGUUCUUCGACCUGGCGCCACGUUCGGAAUGAUUUGGAAUAUUGAGGACUACAAUUCUCCUCUAGAAUGGAACGCAAGCUCCAAGUGGGAGCAGAAGCUCAAAGACAUUAUUUGGUCACUUGAUGAUGGUCAACAUCGAUUCAGACAUUUUGAGUGGAAGAAAGUCUUCGAAGCACAGACCGAGACAACUCCAUUGCAGACUCUGGUAGACACUUUUACUCACAACUUUCCAGAUUUCUCGUUACCUCUUGGUAUAGAGGAAGUUCCCUGGACCGUAUACCUAACUGAUGAGGCUAUAUGGAGUCGCUAUUACACACUCAGCCAGAUAGCUAUGCUGAAGGGCCAGAAGCUGGAGGAUGUCAAGAAACAGGUAUUCGCAGCUCUGAAGGGCGAAGACGUCGAACGCAAUGCUGCUGGUGAGGUUGCGCUCCACGCUCGCACUUAUUUUUGCUUCACAUCUCGUGUCUGA
Glarea lozoyensis ATCC 20868 is the source of this 870-nucleotide messenger RNA. Its product is annotated as S-adenosyl-L-methionine-dependent methyltransferase. The transcript is spliced from 5 exons. Lineage: Eukaryota; Fungi; Ascomycota; Leotiomycetes; Helotiales; Helotiaceae. Gene Ontology annotation, molecular function: S-adenosylmethionine-dependent methyltransferase activity. The record is from RefSeq and is a predicted model, not a curated record. Bases 1 to 870 code for a protein of 289 amino acids.